Molecule: messenger RNA, 1645 nt
Organism: Cuscuta campestris
Lineage: Eukaryota; Viridiplantae; Streptophyta; Magnoliopsida; Solanales; Convolvulaceae
Source: the annotation of a GenBank genome assembly
AGAAAAACAAUUUGUAAAUUUUUUGGAUUUGAAAGCUUGCAUCAGGACGAUGAUUUUAGCCUAAUGAAAAACGCAUGCGCUUAUCCUGUGAGUUUAGUUCCAACUUUCCAGUCUCUUACAAGCAUGAGAUGGAUCUCAAUUUCGAGUCUUCAUCUAUGCCUAGAAAAUCACCUUUCACUCCAGGCGGCCCAUCCUGUACUUGAGCAAGUUCCUCCCAAGGUUCCAUUCAUCAUUGGUGUUGCUGGCGGAACAGCAUCUGGAAAAACGGAGGUUUGCAGCACCAUAAUCUCAGAGUUUCACAAACAGCGCGUUGUUCUGAUCAAUCAGGAAUCAUUUUAUCGUCCAUUGAACGAUGAGCAAUUGCAGAGAGUACAUGAUUACAACUUCGACCAUCCGGAUGCCUUUGAUAUGGAGCUUCUUCUUUCAAGCUUAGAGACGUUAAGAUGUGGACAAGCAAUUAGCAUUGCUAAUUACGAUUUGAAGAGUCACAAUUGCAUCCAGCCAUCGCGCAUGGUGCAACCAUCUGAUGUGAUCAUACUAGAAGGAAUUCUACUUUUUCAUGACCCUCGUAUACGCAAUCUACUAAACAUGAAGUUAUUUGUUGAUACAGAUUCCGAUGUGCGUCUUAUAAGAAGGAUUCAACGUGAUACUAUAGAAUGGGGAAGAAAUGUUCGGAGCGUGCUUGACCAAUAUGACAAAUUUGUGAAACCUGGUUUUGAGGAGUUUAUUCUUCCAACCAAGAAAUAUGCCGAUAUUAUAAUCCCCCGGGGAGCAGAGAACAAUGUUGCAAUAGACUUGAUAUUACAGCACAUCCGCACAAAGCUCGGUCAAAAUGAACUUUGCAAGAUCUAUCCAAACGUGUUCAUUAUAAACUCAACAUAUCAGAUUCGAGGGAUGCACACGCUAAUACGUGAUGCCAAUACAGCAAAACAUAAUUUUGUAUUUUAUGCAGACCGCCUUAUUCGGAUGGUUGUGGAACAUGGUCUAGGACACCUUCCAUUUACAGAAAAACAGGUCACUACUCCUACAGGGUCUGUUUACACUGGGGUGGUUUUUUGCAGAAGUCUUUGUGGGGUAUCAGUCAUCAGAAGUGGGGAGAGCAUGGAGAAUGCCCUUCGGGUGUGUUGCAAAGGGAUAAAAAUUGGGAAAAUUUUGAUACUUGGAGAGGGUAAAUGUGGCCGGCAGUUGAUUUAUGAGAAGCUACCAUUAGAUAUUGCGAGCCGUCAUGUCUUCUUGCUUGAUCCUGUUCUCGCUUCAGGAAAUUCUGCAGUAAAAGCUAUAUCUGUGCUUAUUAGCAAAGGAGUUGAAGAGUCCAACAUCAUUUUCUUAAAUCUAAUAUCUGCACCUCAAGGGUUGCGAGAAGUAUGUGAAAGAUUUCCGAGGGUGAAAAUAGUGACAUCAGAGAUCGACAGGUCACUGAACAAGGAUUUACAUGUGAUUCCAGGCAUGGGUGAUUUUGGGGAUCGUUACUUUGGCACCGUUAGCGCCACUGUCACUAAUGACAAUCCUAAAAGUUAGACUCUCUGGCAAGUCUCCGACCUCUCUGGAGAUCCCUUUUUUGUACUUCGGCCCUUAAAGAAAUAAAUGUCUUAGUUUGUUUUUCAUGAAAAUUAAAGAUCAAUUAUAAUCAAAUUGUAUUACAUAG